UUGCAUGUUGCGUGUGCUGAUCACCUGCACUCAGGUGUUUAUAGCAGCAGAUUCCUGCAGCAGCUCCUCAGACUGAAGGAGAGAGGACACAGAGACAGGUAGCUGUGAGACUCCACUGAGAAGUUUCUGGUGUGGCUAUCAUGGAGAAGCUGGUGCUCCUGAUGCUGUUGCUUGCAGGAAUAUGUGCAGUUGCCUCCGGCCACUUCAGAAAAUACCACUUUGUGGAAGAUAAAAAGAGCUGGUUUGAUGCUCAGAGCUACUGUCGAGAGAAGCACACAGACCUGGCCACCAUUGAAAGCCAGGAAGAAACCGAGAAAGUCUUAAAUAUUUCAGCUGGUUUAAAUGAUGUCUGGAUCGGCCUGUAUUAUGACAAAGAGAACUGGCAGUGGUCCAAUGGAGACAAUGUGAGCUACUACAACUGGACAUCCAGUCUCAGCUGUACUAGUGUUGAUUCAAAAGGAGAGUGGGUGGACUCAGACUGUAAUAAUAUUAAAUUUUCUUUCAUAUGCUACAAUGACACCAGAGAGAGUUAUAUCUUGAUUGAUCAACCGAAAACCUGGUAUGAAGCUCAGCAGUACUGUAGAAAAAACUACACCGACCUCGUCAGUAUAAAGAAUAAUGAUGAAGAUAAGAAAAUAAAGGAGAAAGCAAAUGGAAAACCUGUCUGGAUAGGUCUGUUCAAUAAUCCCUGGAAGUGGUCACACAAAGGGGAGUAUUCCUCUUUUCGCAACUGGGACAAAGGGGAACCAAACAGUGUAGGCAAUAAUAUCUGUGUGGAGAUGUAUGGUAAAGCGGAGAAAGAAAGAGGUAAAUGGAAUGAUGCUGGAUGCCAUUUCCCCUCUCCCUUCUUUUGCUAUAAUGAAUCCUGUACAGACGCCUCCUGCACUAUAUACCACUUUGUGGCAACUGCUAUGAACUGGUCUUCAGCUCAGACAUACUGUAGAGAUAAAUACACAGACCUGGCCACUGUCCACAGCCAAGAGGAAGCAAAGCAAUUAGAUAAUUUAAAUAUUAGUACCAAUGCCUGGAUCGGGAUGUAUCGUGAUGUCAGUGAGAACUGGCAGUGGUCCAAUGGAGAUGAAGUCACCUACAACAUGAGACGUGCCAAACUCUUCUGUGCUACAGUCAGUAAAGAUAGAGAUUGGACCGAUUCUGUCUGUCAUGAUACAAAACAUUUCAUGUGUUAUAACAGUAGUAAAGAAACCAGCGAGAGAUAUAUCCUGAUUGAUCAACUGAAAACCUGGUAUGAAGCUCAGCAGUACUGUAGAGAACACCACACUGAUCUAGUCAGUGUAAAGAAUGAGGAUGAAAAUAACAAAAUAAAGGAGAAAGCAAAUGGAAAUCCUGUCUGGAUUGGUCUGUUCAAUAACCCCUGGAAGUGGUCGGAUGGGGGGGAUAAUUACACACUUCAGAACUGGUCAGUAAAUCAACCUGACAAUCAUGGAGGCAAAGAGAAAUGUGUGACGAUUCAAAACAAAAGUAAUAAGCUUACAUUAAACAAUGAUCAAUGCAGCACAGCACACCCCUUCUUCUGUUAUGAUGAUGGCAAGAAGCUGUUCCUUGUGAACGAGAAUAAAACCUGGGAGGAAGCCGUGGAGUACUGCAGAUCCAACUACACUGAUCUGGUCAGCAUCGAGUCAGAGCAGGAGCUCCAGAGGGUUUCCCAAGAGGCUAACAAGGCCAGCUCUUCACAUGUCUGGCUCGGGCUGCUGCAGAGCUGUACCUUUGGCUUCUGGUACUGGGUGGACGGAGCCCAGUCCUGUUAUGAUAACUGGGCUCAAGAACCCCGAUGCCAGUCUGGGUGUAACCAGUGUGGAGUCAUGACUGCAAGGAACGGGUCAAAAUGGACUGAAAAACCCUGCACUGAGAGGUUCAACUUCAUCUGCUACAACGGUACAACUGGUUCUUCUCACUGA
Molecule: messenger RNA, 1916 nt
Organism: Acipenser ruthenus (sterlet)
Lineage: Eukaryota; Metazoa; Chordata; Actinopteri; Acipenseriformes; Acipenseridae
Product: macrophage mannose receptor 1-like
Exons: 8
Coding region: 141-1916 (591 amino acids)
Source: RefSeq, a predicted model, not a curated record